UCACGACGCUCGCAGUACUCAAGGCGUUUAUGUAGGACCUACCGCGACUAUGUGAACGACACUGGUCAGGAUGUCGCCGUUCAAGCCGGACCAAACGGCCCUGAAAAUAACCACGACAUGGACUACUCCUUCAGUCCUGACCUUGGGUCGACCUGGCUCAACAAUUGGAACCAGACCAUUGCGAACAUGGCUGCACAGGAACCCAUUGUUCCCGCGUCGGCCGGCAUAACUAUCUUCGGUGUUCCUAAAUAUGGGGGUAUAUUGAAUCAGGAAGCUCAGACCAUUGACGGCGAGGGGCGUGUUCAUGUUCUGAAUCGAGAGAACACUACUGGUACUGAAAGAUGGCAAGUCUCAUUUCACCUUACACGUAAUCCCUUCUGA
Messenger RNA from Punctularia strigosozonata HHB-11173 SS5, 381 nucleotides. RefSeq lists its product as uncharacterized. NCBI's taxonomy places the organism in Eukaryota, Fungi, Basidiomycota, Agaricomycetes, Corticiales, Punctulariaceae. The transcript is spliced from 3 exons. The annotation marks the transcript as partial. The record is from RefSeq and is a predicted model, not a curated record.